Molecule: messenger RNA, 186 nt
Organism: Coccomyxa subellipsoidea C-169
Lineage: Eukaryota; Viridiplantae; Chlorophyta; Trebouxiophyceae; Coccomyxaceae
Exons: 2
Coding region: 1-186 (61 amino acids)
Source: RefSeq, a predicted model, not a curated record
AUGGGUGCCGGCAUGCUGGCGCUGGGAUCGAAAGCUGCCAUGGUGGUGAAGAGUGGAGGUGGCUUGGGUGGCCUCGCUAAGGGGGCUGGCCUCUUGGCAGUGGGAGGUGGAGCUGCAGCUGCUGUCGGCUCAGCGCGCCCUGCAAAUGAAGUGCCCGUGCAAGAAUCGCCCAAGCUUAAGCGGUGA